This is a messenger RNA of Suillus subalutaceus, 1032 nucleotides long. RefSeq lists its product as uncharacterized. Bases 1 to 1032 code for a protein of 343 amino acids. The transcript has 4 exons. Lineage: Eukaryota; Fungi; Basidiomycota; Agaricomycetes; Boletales; Suillaceae. The record is from RefSeq and is a predicted model, not a curated record.
AUGACACGGAGAGACUCGCAGAAUUUCCAGUCUCCGUGCAUGCACAAAACCCAGCAAUUCUUUGUCAGAACAUCAAACAUUAACUUCUUUGACGAAAAGGUCGUUGAGCUUCGUCUCGCUCUGAAGGCUGGUGACAUCGCGCGAGUAGGAGAGCUAUGGUCGCAGUUGGAAGAUAUAAAGCUGCUGCGACUCCUCAGUCGCGAGUUGCGUGGGUUUUCCGAGCGCGCUGCUCAGCUGUGCUUCAGGGACAACUCUGGGCCUUGGGAUGCAGACGAGAGGAAGGUCAUCGAGGGCAUAGCCAUUGCUGCCGCCUGUGAGGGCGCAGUCAAUGCCCUCACGACUUGUAUGAUCAGACAUAUAAAGAGAGGCAACUCGCAGGCAGCCCUUCACCUGUACAGACGUUUCCUGGCACACUCCAGCUAUCAGACCGCGUCUGAGCCCCUACCAUCCUCAACGCAGGAAGAUAUUGAGGAUGCGAAUGGGCUAGCUCUCAAUUUUCUAGGCAAUCAGUUAUCCCACCAACCCAAUUUCUCACUUGUCCUCGCAGCAAUAGCCGCAUAUACACUCGAAGAUUCAUUCGAGGGCGUGCUGAAGAUAAUGCUCGAAAAUCCUGUACGCAUAAAUCAGUCCGCCCAGAAGGAGUUCAUGGCUUCAUUCAAUGACUUCUUGUUCCGGGCAAAAGUUCAAACACUCAUCACAAAUCUCUCAAGCAAUCAGGAUCUUUCACAGAACCAGAAUUUAUACCGGGCGAUCAUCAAGGGUUUGAAUGACCCAGAGCUGUAUCUCGCUAGAUCAAUUGGGCAAGGCAAAGGGCGAGAGAGGAAGAGCGAUAUAUUACAUGGUAUCAUAUGUUGGUAUGGGCACCCUCGUGCAGCAGAAGAACAAAUGAGUGUGAUGAUGUGGGGUGACGCAAGUAAAACCGGAGGGACAAAACUCGGGUUCGAAUUUGUAUCGUUGGAGAAGGCGCCAGAGGUGGUGUACAAGAGGCAAGGGUUGAAAGUGGCGAAGCUCUCGAUGACAGCAUUUGUUUGA